This is a messenger RNA of Pygocentrus nattereri (red-bellied piranha), 2372 nucleotides long. It is a transcript of the gene ushbp1, whose product is annotated as Usher syndrome 1C binding protein 1. The record is from RefSeq and is a predicted model, not a curated record. NCBI's taxonomy places the organism in Eukaryota, Metazoa, Chordata, Actinopteri, Characiformes, Serrasalmidae. Bases 321 to 2273 code for a protein of 650 amino acids. The transcript has 14 exons.
AACAGGAAAAGAUCUCACAAGAGCAUGGGUGGAGGUUGUGAUCAUGGCUUCCCUUAGCAAGAUACCAGAUGUCUUUAUCACAAUGUGAGGGGAACGUGAACCUCUGUGGAUUUAUUUCAAAGCUCAAAGCUGCAACUGGCUAGCAAAGAGGUGGGUUGGUCUGACAGCAGUGCAUGCCAAGAGACAGGCACAGUGUGGAACUACUCAAGGCUAUAAUCACACAGAGCAAAAGGACAGCAGCCCCUGUUCACAAGCCUGAGGCUCUACAUCUGUGUUCCCAAGCAAGGAGAUAGGGUUAAAGCUGACGAGAGAUCAGCACGAUGACAGAGAAGAAUGACACACUGGCGUCUGCUGACUCAGAGCUGGCCCAGUGCGAGGCAGAGGUGAGCACUUUACUCCGAAUUAUAGCUGAGCUCAAUGUGAAGAUGGGCGCCCUGCAAAUACCACGGGAACCAAAAAAUUGUGAGUCACAGGGCCAGGCCUGCACGGCUGUUUCAAGUUUGAGCUCCAGUCCACCAGCACCACAGCCGAGCCCAGUGGUGGACACUGGCACAGCAUCUGUGGAGUCAGUAGCCAAGCAAGGUGGCAGUGAAGAGCUAUGGGCAAGGCUCCAGCAAGUUCUGUCCAGUCUAGAGUCUUCGGCCAGCAGGGGGAGAACGCUGGUCGAGCCCUAUGUUCAUGAUGAUGGAAAAACCCAGGCAGAGCAUAUUACUGCAGCACGUGAGAGCUGGGUUCAGGCCACAGAAGUGUUGGAGGAAAUGGAAAGGGAGCUUGGAAUCUCUUACACAUCUGCAUUACCUUCUGAAGAGCGUCAGCGCUAUCAAAAAGACGUGCUCUCGCUGGAUAAAUUCAACCGAGACCUCAUUGCCAACAUACAGAGUCGUCAGGAUGAACUGAAGAGUGCAGAGGGGGCCAUUCUGGAGAUGGAGGAAGAGAAGAAAAAGCUUCGAGAAAAGCUGGAGGAGCUCAAAAGAAAAUGGUUGAUUUGGGCAAGUCCUUCCCCACCCAGGAGUCCAUCCUUGUCCUCUAGUAGGACCCCAAGCCCCUGCUGGUCCUCUCCUGCAUUUCCUGGGUCUCCCCUGCUGUCACGCAGGCUGCCUGUCUCACCUCCAGCCUCCCCAUCUCUGCCCCCUCGAGCCCAUCCCUCCAGCUCCAUGCUGGAGACGGACACUGAGCGGCUCCAGAGGUGCCUGGAGAGGCUGAAAGCAAGGAACGAGCGUCUCACGGCAGCUCUGGACAGACGGAAGAGCGAGCAGGAGCAGGUCAGCAUGGCUCUCAGCCGCCAUGAGGCCGACUGCUCCGCGCUGAAUAUGGCCCUGGCUUACUGUGAAGAGUGUGAAGAGGCCUAUAGUGAUCUAUUGUCCCUGUAUGAAGCCAGGAAACAACAGAGUGCUGCGUUGGCAGCACCAUCUCCCCCAGAAAAGCCUGAGUGUUUGAUUUCUGUUCAGGAACAGUCAGUCUGUAAACAUGUGGACACUGCAGAGUCCACACAGUCCAGUUUGUCAGCAGAGGAGUUUGAAGAUAAGACUGGAAUGAUUCGGCAGAGAAUUUCCCGGCUGAAACAGGACAGGGCAGUAGUGUGUAUUCCAGAGCGCACAAGGACAGGAGAAGGGAAGCUGAGCCCUGAUACAGGCACGCUAGCCGGAGCCAGGAGAAACAGCAGUGUCUCCUCAAAUAACCCCAAAGGAGAGAAAGCCACACUGCUGUAUGAGCUGGUCACUGUGAGGGAGGAGAUGUCAGAGCUGCGGGGGCUCAUCAGACUGAAGGAGAAGGAGAGACGCUGUCUGGAGUUCUCUUUGAUGGCCCAGAGGUGUCAGGACGUAGCCGGGGCUACGAUAGCAGAGAGCCUGCGAGAGGAGUUGGAUGACAGGAGAGCAGAGCAGCAGAGGAGAGAUGAGAAUCGGGCCAAGCUGGAAAGCGGAGGGGAAAUUCCUGGGCCGCGGAAUCACGCCAUCAUGAGAGAACUCAGAGCUGCCCUGCUAAGAGAGCAGACACUAAAGAGGAGAAUGACGUCUUUACGAGAUUCUCUGGACUCUGCCCUCUUAGACUGCACAACCCAUAGAAGAGUUAGCAAGGAGGAAGUUGCCCGCCUCUCUCUCUGUAACAAUAAAGCCAUGAGUGCAUACAGGAACGCACGCAAGAAGCACCACGAGCAGCUGUGGAGGUUAGAGCGGCAAAUGACGGCCAUGACAGAGCGUCACGCUGCCCAACUGGCUGAGCUCAAAGCUACACUGGAGGCACUGGAGUGGAAAAGGGAGGAAACUGUGCUCUGAAAGUGGCCUGAGUGUGCAAGAACAUUUUGUACAAAAGCACACAUGUACACACUAACUGUUUGAUGAAACAUUAAAAGGACAUUUGAAAACAUUUAAAAA